CUAAAAUUUGUAAGAGACUAAAAUUUUGCAGGCUGGUGCAUAAAUAGGAAUAGCAUGCAGUAAAAUCACCACGAGUGGUCUGGAUGGUCCUACAUGGUCAUAGCAGUCUCUCAAAGUUGAUCAAAAUGUUAUUGGAGUUCUUGGCUGGGCUCUGUUUAGGCUUACAGAAGACAUAUUUUUACUCAACAUAGGCUCUUGAUUUUUCCCCCCUUAUUGAGAUCAGUAGAAACACUCAAGCAAUGAGAAAGAAAAUUCCAUCAGGGACUGAACAGCAGACCUCACAAGUUUGAAAAAUAAUUUUGGAUCUCAUAUUCAGAGCACCCUAACACCUUGUGGGAAUAUACAAAGAUUUUUAAAAGAUAUAUUUUUUCUUUAAUCUGCAUUACCUCUUCUUUUUAAAAACACCAAUUUGACUUGUCUCAUGCGAUCUUUCUUUUUCAUUUUCCACCCUAAACAUGGACAAAAUGCACCAUUGAGAUCAAUAGGUUUUGUCCCCACUCCUGCAAUUCGAGUGAUUCAGUGAUUUUAGUGCCACCUGUGGUUACUCUAUACAAAACAUAUUUCUCAAUAGAUCUCAAUGGUGCAUUUUGCCCUUGUUCAGGGUGGGAAAUGAAAAAGAAAGAUUUGCAUAAGACAAGUCAACCGUUGAAGAUUUGUCACUCAACUGUUGAAUAGUAAAGACAUCCAACAUUCGCUGUAGUUAUGGCACAUGACAGUCUUGUUUUGAAAUAAUUGAUGUAUUAAUGUUGUGUUUUCAUUGUUACAGCUCAAAAAAUGUUGAGUGGAAAUGUUCCACAUUCAGUUCCUGUGGUACUGCUUGGGAGAACAGGAUCAGGCAAAAGUGCUUCUGGGAACACAAUCCUGGGCAGGAAAGCAUUUGUCUCAAAGAUGAGCCCAACGUCCACCACUAAAGACAUUAUGAGUGAAAAUGUCGCUAUAGGUGAAGUCAGUUUUACAGUGUAUGACACUCCAGCUCUCUUUGACAUAGACAGAGGAAAUGAAGAGGUCCUUAAUCAGUGGAAGAAUGUCCUGCCUGUGGAGGAGUCAGUGUUUCUGCUAGUGAUCCGGCCAGGCAGAUACACAGAGGAAGAGAUAAAGACAGUUGAGGAAGUUGAAAGGUUUCUAGGAGAGGAACGUUUGAAGAACACCUGGAUUCUCUUCACCAGAGGAGAUGAGCUGGAAGAUGAAGACACAACAAUAGAGGAUCUUAUUAAUGAUGCAAAAGAACUCAAGAGUAUUGUGCAGAGAUUUCAAGGCAGAUAUCACAUCUUCAACAACAAAGAUAUGAGAAAUCGGGACCAAGUGACACAGCUGACUAAGAAACUACAAGAAAGAUAUUGCAUCACAAGGCAAGUUUCAAAACCCUCAUCUCUACAUCUGCCCAGCGUUCUGCCUAAAAGAAGAAUUAUACUGCUCGGCAAGACUGGAGUCGGGAAAAGUGCUACAGGGAACACCAUCCUGGGUGGAAGGAGAUUUCAGUUAGAGCCUAGCCCCUUCUCUGUAACAUCCCAGUCAGAGUUACGGAAGUCAGUUGUUGAAGGAAGACAAGUGUCUGUGGUUGAUACUCCAGGGCUAUUUGACACAAAGUUCUCAAUAGAGGAAAUAGGUGUUGAAUUAGGGAAAAGCAUUUAUCUAUCCCGUAAAGGAGUUCAUACCUUUCUCAUUGUCCUACGCGCUGGGAGAUACACAAAACACGAAGAACAGGUUAUUCAGUUGAUCACAACGCUUUAUGGGGUAGAGGCUUUGAAGUAUGCAAUGAUUCUCUUCACUGGUGGGGAUGAGUUAGAAGGAAAGACUAUAGAACAACUCAUCAAGGACAACAGUUCCCUCAGUGAGCUGGUCCAGCAGUGUGGAGGGAGAUAUCACGUGUUUAACAACAAAGACCAGAGCAACAGAGAACAGGUGACUGCACUGCUGGAGAAGAUUGACAGAAUGGUGGAGGAGAAUGGAGGGAGAUGCUACACUAAUGAGAUGUUUGAGGAAGCAUUGAGGUUGAGUACGGAGGAAAAGAUAGAUGCAGAAAGGCGUAGAAAAGAAGAGGAGAAACGGGCUUGGAGGGAGCAGGCAGAGAGAAAGCAUAAAGAAAAGAAAGAGGAAAUUGAGAGAGCUAUAAAAGAAACUGAGGAAAAGGUUAGGAAAGUAUAUGAGGAAAGACGUAAAAUUGAAGAGGAGGAACGGGCUUUGAGGGAGCAGUUAGAGGUGCUCCGAAGACAACAAAUAGAGGAACAGGCUUUGAGGGAUGGGAAGCAUAAAGGCUGUUAUCUGAUGUAAUUUCUGAAAAAAUUGCUUAUUGUCAAUUUAUUUUUUGUGGGCAUAUGAUCGACUUGAAACUGCCAACAAACAAAGAUGUGUCCAGAAGAAAAAUAUUUCAUUCAUGUGAAAAUAUUUUGUAUGAAUAUUUUUUCCAAAGGACAGUGCUUUAAUCUUGUGAUUAUGUACUUUAUCAUAUUGUAAAUAAACUGCAGUUCUGCACGUUCAUGGUGAAUUUACGAAGACAUCUAGCCUGGGUGUUCCCAUCCUGCCUUGCGCGGUGAUUUCUUUCACGCUGCUAAGGCAGUCUGGACACUAACACCCAAAUUUUUGCCUGAUGUUGGUAACCAAUCACAGAACAUCCAAGAAGUUUCCAUUGCCUUCUUGCGUCUACAUUCGACGCCAAAGGAUUUACAGUGAUGUCAAUGGCAGCCCUUCGCGUUGCAUAUUGACGCUAUUGUCGACCUUACUUCUUCCAUGUUGUUAUCAUGUGAUGUGUAGAAAACCAGUGGGUGUUUGUUGUGUCUGUUAACAGUAGA
Molecule: messenger RNA, 2789 nt
Organism: Sardina pilchardus (European sardine)
Lineage: Eukaryota; Metazoa; Chordata; Actinopteri; Clupeiformes; Clupeidae
Product: GTPase IMAP family member 9-like
Exons: 2
Coding region: 775-2271 (498 amino acids)
Molecular function (GO): GTP binding
Source: RefSeq, a predicted model, not a curated record